Messenger RNA from Brassica rapa (field mustard), 1957 nucleotides. RefSeq names its product shikimate O-hydroxycinnamoyltransferase. The record is from RefSeq and is a predicted model, not a curated record. Gene Ontology annotation, molecular function: acyltransferase activity, transferring groups other than amino-acyl groups. Lineage: Eukaryota; Viridiplantae; Streptophyta; Magnoliopsida; Brassicales; Brassicaceae.
CUAAGUUCUGUCCUAUAAAAAAGUAUUCACACACAUUUUGUAAUGUAUUGUAUUCAAAUCCAUCAACCAAAACUAUGAAAAUUAACACCCGCAAUGCCACCAUGGUCCGCCCCGCUGCUGAGACCCCAUCCACUUACCUAUGGAACUCAAACGUCGACCUAAUCAUUGCCAGGUACCACAGCUCCAGCGUCUACUUCUACAGACCCAACGGUGCCUCCAAUUUCUUUGACCCCCAUGUCUUGAAGGAAGCCCUCGCCAAGGCCCUGGUCCCUUUCUACCCCUUUGCUGGCAGCUUGAGGAGGGACGAAAAUGGUCGUAUCGAGAUCGACUGCAACGCCGCUGGUGCUCUCUUCAUCGUCGCCGAUACUCCCUCCGUCAUCGAUGAUUUAGGAGACUUUGCUCCCUCCGUCAAUCUCAGCAAGCUUGUUCCCCAUGUUGAUUACUCCCCUGGCAUUCAUACCUUCCCGCUUCUUGUUUUACAGGUGACCUUUUUUAAAUGUGGUGGAGUUUCCCUUGGUGUUGGCAUUCAACACCAUGUCAGUGAUGGUUUAUCUAGUAUCCAUUUCAUCAAUUCCUGGUCUGAUAUGGCUCGCGGUCUUGACCUUACCCUUCCUCCUUUCAUCGAUCGUACCCUCCUCCGCGCUAGAGAACCACCUCACCCCACUUUCCAUCAUGUUGAAUACCAACCUUCUCCCUCCAUGAAGAUCCCUCUCCAUCCUGACAAUACCACCGUCUCCAUAUUCAAAUUAUCCCGCGACCUUCUUGUUGCUCUCAAGGCUAAAGCCAAGGAGGAUGGCAACACAGUAAGCUACAGCUCGUACGAGACGUUGGCAGCUCAUGUGUGGAGAUCAGUCACGAAGGCUCGCGCGUUUCCAGACGAUCAAGUGACCAAACUGUACAUUGCGACUGAUGGACGGUCAAGACUGCGCCCGCAGCUGCCCCCUGGUUACCUUGGCAACGUCGUAUUUACUGCCACACCAUUGGCCGCUGCAGGGGAUCUUCUGUCAAAGCCAACAUCGUAUGUUGCUGGGCUGAUUCAUGAUGUUUUGGCUCGCAUGGACGAUGAGUAUCUGAGGUCCGCUCUCGACUACCUGGAGAUGCAACCUGAUCUGUCAGCCCUAAUCCGUGGCGCACAGACCUACAAUUGUCCAAAUUUGGGAAUCACAAGCUGGGUCAGAUUACCCAUUUACGAUGCAGACUUUGGUUGGGGACGUCCCGUAUUUAUGGGACCUAGUGUAAUUGCAUUCGAGGGUUUGUCGUUUGUGCUACCAAGUCCCACGAAUGAUGGCAGCUUAUCCUUGUUCAUUGCUCUCCGAACUGAACACAUGAAAUUGUUUGAGAAGUAUUUGUACGAGAUAUGACAAGCGGCAGAACAAGAUUCCUCCUUUUCCCCCAGUAUGGAAACUCCUCCUGCUGAGAUAAGUAUCACGUUUUUUUAAGACUACAAUAAGUUACGUCCACAUAAGUUGUACUUAUGGUGGUUUUUAACAUUUGGAUCGGUCAUGUAUAACCUUUUGCUUUGUGUUUAUUAUAUGUGCAUGUGACAUGUUAGUGUUACACUUAUUUUGGUAUUUGUGUCAGAUAAACUAAAAUAAUGAGAAGGAAACAUAAGCGUUGGAGGCGGGUUCAAACCUAGCAUAAAAUACAUUAGAAGACUUCCCAAAAAGUCUGCCAAGAGUCUUCCGAGGUUUUUGAGUCUGCCAAGAGUCUUCUGACAGUUUCUGAGAGUCUUUCAAGAGUUUUCUGAGAAAUUUUCCAAAGUCGAACUCAUAUCUGAAAAUUCUGCAUAUACAAACUUUGGAAAACUUCCUGAAGACUUCGUGGAACGUCUUCUAGCAUAAAAUGCAUUAGAAGACUUCUCAAGAAGUCCUCUGAGAAUCUUCCAAGAGUCUUUUAAGAAGUCUUCCAAAGUCUGAUUUAGAUCAGAAAAUUUUAUAUAUUCAAAAGCAUUCAAAUA